UUUUCUGCACUCUUUCCUAGAUCCAGUUUCAUUUUUACAAUCCAGCGAUGCCACUAGAUCAAACUGGGCCAGCGCCGAUUCGCAAGCUCGAUACGACUGUCAUUAACCGUAUCGCUGCCGGAGAGAUCAUCAACAGGCCGUCAAAUGCGCUAAAGGAGCUCAUUGAGAACUCUCUUGAUGCUGGCGCCACUAGCAUAUCGGUUAACGUCAAGGACGGCGGACUCAAAGUCCUGCAGAUCCAGGACAACGGACAUGGCAUCCGCACCGAGGAUCUGCCGCUGGUAUGCGAGCGCUUCACGACCAGCAAGCUGCGCGUGUAUGAAGACCUGCAGAGUAUCCAUACCUACGGGUUUCGGGGCGAGGCGCUUGCUAGCAUCAGCCAUGUGUCGCACCUGAGCAUCGUGACGAAGCAGGCGGGCACCGACUGUGCGUACCGCGCACAUUACAUUGAUGGCAAGCUCGCCCCACCAAAGCCUGGCGCCAGUGCCGACCCUGAGCCCUGUGCAGGAAAUCCUGGAACAAUGCUUACUGCGGAGGAUCUGUUUUACAACAUCCCGUCGCGCCUGAAAGCGUUGAAGAACACGCGCGAGGAGUACAACAGGAUCUACGAGGUCGCCAGCCGCUAUGCAAUCCACAAUUCCGGUGUUGCGUUCACCUGCAGAAAGAUUGGUGCUCCGAAGGCUGAUCUGAAUACGCUACCUGGGGCAACAACAAUAAGUAAUAUUCCGCAUGGUCUUUGGACGAAACGGCCAGAGUUCUCAUUCAGAGGCUAUGUUUCCAGCGCCACCCAUGACAUGUCAAAGUCGGUCAUGCUUCUGUUCAUCAACCACCGGCUGGUCGACCAUACACCGAUAAAACGCGCGCUUGAUGCACUGUACUCGGGCGUGCUCCCCAAGUCGUCAAAGCCAUUCGUGUAUUUGGACCUGCAGAUCAAGCCGGAGCAUGUUGAUGUCAACGUGCACCCAGCCAAACGUGAGGUCCGAUUCCUGCACGAGGAUGAGAUCAUUGAGUCGUACGCCAUCCAAACGACUCUGGUCAAAGGCCCCAGUGGGGAGCUCGCACAUGAGGCGUCGAACGCCGAGGACAGGCCUGUCAGCGAACCAGCAACUACCCCUGUAAUCCCUAGAACCGCAGCAUCUACAUCAGCCAACGCCCUGCCGGUAGAUCCGCCAGCAAUCGGAAGCACACCGCGCAAAACACCAGUUAACCGUGCUGUGCGAACAAACUACAAGACCCUCUCACUCGACUCAUUCUCUUUUGGCAACUCGCCAACGAUUCGGCGCACGCCGGUGCAAACACGGAUCCAACCCGAUAUGUCUGUGUCGCCGAUCAGAUCACCACCACCCAAACGACGGGUGCUCGAGCCAUCGCCAACUCGUACCAACAGAAACAUCGAGACAAGUCUCUUGAGUAGACUUGAUCGCGAAAGCAGCUCUGCGUCAACUCCCACCAGUGCAAGGCCAGCCUCCGCCACAUCGCCAUCUCCGCAGAAAGGCGCACCUGCCAAGCAGCUCUCGACAGAGCAUCCGGAACCUGCCGAUGACCUUACAGACAAGUCAUACACUGCUGCCCAAAAGGACCCACGCGUUGAGGUCCGGCUGACAAGUAUUCUUGGGCUGCGCAGGGACCUGCAGCGGCAUAUGCACCCAGAACUGACCCGGAUCAUGAGCGAGCAUACCUUUGUUGGCUUCAUUGACGACCGGCGCGCCCUGAUCCAGUACAGCACACGGCUCUACAUGAUUGACUACUGCAGGGUCAGCUACCACCUCUUCUACCACCGCUGCCUCCCGCUCCGUCAAUCUAUGACCUUGGCUAUGGCUGCUGCCACAGAGCUCAAGCCUGAAGACCCCGAAAAGUGUGCACAGGAAGUCUUGGACAAGUUCAGGGACAGUCGCGAGAUGCUCGAGGAGUAUUUCCACAUCAAAAUCAGCGACAUUGGCACUAUCGAGACAUUGCCGAUGGUAGUCCCAGGACUAUGCACCCUGACUUUGAUAAACUGCCUCUGCAUUCUUCAAAUCGUUUAUCAACGUUCUGGCCACCAUGUUUGCGCUCGAGCCGCCUCUGCAGAGCGAUCCGCAAAGCGCCAAGGACGAGUACCGGAUGAUGGUAGAGCACCGCAUACUGGCAGCGCUGAAGGGCUCGUCAUUUUGGGCGCCUAAUGCAAUGCUGACCGAAUGCUGCAUUACCGAGCUGGCAGAUGUGCCUGACCUGUACAAGAUUUUCGAGCGCUGCUAGUGUCCGUUUAAUGCAUUGAAUGAAAUGUGUCGGUUGCGGCAUUUAUGCUGCUGCAUAGACAGCAUCCCAGCUCCUUUCUAGACCCUGGCUUGCACCUAUGCCUUGAA
Messenger RNA from Linderina pennispora, 2342 nucleotides. RefSeq names its product DNA mismatch repair protein MutL. The transcript has 7 exons. Gene Ontology annotation, biological process: mismatch repair. Gene Ontology annotation, cellular component: MutLalpha complex. The coding region runs from base 48 to 2159 and encodes 703 amino acids. Lineage: Eukaryota; Fungi; Kickxellomycota; Kickxellomycetes; Kickxellales; Kickxellaceae. The record is from RefSeq and is a predicted model, not a curated record. Gene Ontology annotation, molecular function: ATP binding; ATP hydrolysis activity; mismatched DNA binding.